GUACCCGAGUUAACAUGUUUCGUUAAAAGGCCAGUUCACAAUUUUACAUCGCACAUUGUGCACAUGGUGAACUGUGAUAUGAAAACAAAUGACACUUUGGCAGCAAUGCGCUCUUACGGACCAAAAUUGAAUUAUUAAUUGAAUGACAGCUCAUUGGGUUAAUGUAUUUUGCUACAUUUACGAUAUAAAUUAGCCAGAAAUGACGGACAAAGCUAAACUAAAAGAAGAAACAAAGAAGCAAAUUCGAGGUCUGAUUCUUUCCUCCCCAGUCGGGCUGACACUGAGAGAACUCAAGACAGAUUAUGAAAGCUUCAUCGGACCACCAAUACCCUUCAGACAGCUUGGCUACAACAGCUUGGAAGAUUUUCUCCAAGAUAUUCCGGACACGGUUUGUCCAUCGUGGGAGAAGGGUAUUCUAAUCCUGAAAGCGCCAACGGAUCCCACAACUCGGCAUAUCGAGCGACUAGUGUCCAGACAGAAGAUCCCAAACAAGAAGAAGUGGGCUGCGUUACGAAAGCAACCACCUAGACGCAACACGUAUCGGCCUGCUCCAGUAGUACCCAGUCAUUUAAGAAAUCAGAUUCAGAACUUGUUCAAGUGCUACAGUGAUGGCUUGCCAAUCACACAUUUUGAGGCUUGUUUUUCGAAGAGAUUUGGGUACCAGCUUGAUUAUAAAAAACUCCGCUUUGAUACUUUGAGUGACCUGUUGGGAAGUAUUCCUGAAGUAGUGAAGCUCCUGCCUUUUCAGAAUGGAGAACUGAGGGUUGUACCAGUAGAUUUUAGAUCUGGUGUGCCACCGAAAAUAAAUGUUUCCCCCAAAGCAGACAGUCGUGUUCCUUCAGCGUCUGCCACAGCUAAUACAGUUACCAAAUACAGUUGCAUAUCAAAGCCUUCAGUCACAGCCCCCAGCAGCACACCCGGUAUCACACAGAAAUAAUCCCAUUAACACCCAGAAUCUUUUAUUAAGUCAUCAACCACAACAUACAUCAAACAUUCCUUCUCUUCUGAGUCUCCCAAUCCAAAA
This is a messenger RNA of Haliotis rubra (blacklip abalone), 1024 nucleotides long. RefSeq names its product tudor domain-containing protein 5-like. The record is from RefSeq and is a predicted model, not a curated record. NCBI's taxonomy places the organism in Eukaryota, Metazoa, Mollusca, Gastropoda, Lepetellida, Haliotidae. The transcript has a single exon. The coding region runs from base 200 to 937 and encodes 245 amino acids.